AUGGAAGGCGUGUCUGCGAGUUUAUACAAGGGCUUCAGAGGGUAUUGGAAGAGAAGGAAGUACGAGCGUUUGGACGGGGCUGGACCCCGGCGAAAAACCCGGGUGGAGCUCGCCGGGGCAGGUUCCAACCGAAGGAGGCGUUUUUGGCGCAUCAGGGUCACCCCCAAACUCCGCUUCUUCCACCACCUCUCCCCCAAGAAGCUUCUCAUCCGACUUCGGGAUGCCUAUGUUAAGAUGAUGCUUGGGUUCGCCAAUUCCAGGGUGUUCAGCGCUGGGUUCGGUGGUGGUGGCGCGGUUGGAGCAGGCUUUGGGUUCGGGAGGCCUUCCUUGAAAGAGUAUGACGAGAAAGUGCUGAUUGAAAUUUAUAAAUCUCUGAUGGCUCAGCGACAGUUAGUGCCUCAGGAUGCAGGCAGAUUGGCUGCCCAGAUCUCAUGUCGACGGUGA
Nelumbo nucifera (sacred lotus) is the source of this 444-nucleotide messenger RNA. RefSeq lists its product as uncharacterized. NCBI's taxonomy places the organism in Eukaryota, Viridiplantae, Streptophyta, Magnoliopsida, Proteales, Nelumbonaceae. The record is from RefSeq and is a predicted model, not a curated record.